AUUCAAAUGUUAAGAAUAAGAAAAGUUUUUAAAAUUAUUAAAAAAAAAUAAGAGACGUACCAAAACGCGCCGUUUGUUGUCAAACGCCGAUCGCCGAUCCGAUUAUGCUGCACAAACAACGAACGAAACGAAACGAAACAGCUCUUACAAUAAAAAGGUACUUAGCUUGCCGUCUCCUUGUCUGAACUUAUGUAAAAAGAAAUGAGCAACGGGACUGAACAGAUAUUUCUACCUGAUUCCGCGAGCAACCUGCCUCACGGAAGCGAAAUGAUAAGGUCGAUGAGGCCCGGUAAUGGAGCGCCGACAAUCGACACAACCAAUCUUGAGAAUGUGUCGGACUUCUCAAAGGUGUGCCGUGUGUGUGCAACUGUCACAGAGCUGGUGGUUCAAAUCUAUGGUGAAGAGGGCCUGCGCAUGAACCUUGCUGAUAAAAUAAAGAGACAUCUGCCUAUUAAGGUAACGGAAAAUGAUGUGCUGCCCCUAGUGGUGUGCUUCCAAUGCACGAGCACCCUCCUUGCGACGCACGAGCUGGUGGCGUGCAGCCUGCAGGCCGACGCGGCGCUGCGUACUGCGCGCGCUCAGCGAGAGCGGCAGGCCGGGCCCUCCCAGCAGCGUCAGGGGCCGGCGCCGGCCGCGGAGGGCGUCGUCGAGGACCCGCCAGACGACUACCGGCGUUGCGAGUUCUGCCCCCUCGUGGUCGCCGGCGCCCUCUACACCAGCCACCUGCUGGGCCGCCAUGCCGACCUGGUGUUCCACUGCGACGAGUGCAGCUCGUACAUCGCCCGGAGACAGUUCCUCGCGCACAUGACCCGGCACGCGCACCAGUACGACGCGGCAGAGCGCCGCGCGGCCCCCGCGCCGCCGUACUCGCCGCCCGCCCCCGCCCCCGCCGCCCCCGCCCCCGCCCGCACCCCCGCCCCCACCACCACCACCGCCGCCGCCGACUCCACCACCACCUCCUCCGGCGGGCUCAGCGACGACGACGACGACGACGACCUUGAACAGAUGCCACACCAGCUCGAGGCGAUUGAGCGCGAACGUGACAAUCCUGAUCCGGUUCGGGAAAAUGCAGCGCCCGAGCCGAAUGCAGCCGCUCGACCGAUUGUGAUAGCCGAGCCGAACCCUGAACCCGUUCAAUCGAGAGCCGUGUGGAUCGAUGUUCCUGUUGAAAAUCCUGUGCCCGCUCAACUACAUCAGCGGGCCGAGUCGACUGCGCAGGUCGAAGAGACGAAUGAGCCUCAGCCCAAGAAGACGCCGGCCGUCCGCCAGUGCCCCCUCUGCCCCAAGACCUACACGGCCUCCUCGAGCUACUUCUACCAUCUCAAGUACACGCACGGCCAGAGCCGCGAGCACGAGUGCCCGACCUGCGGCCGCCGCUUCGGCACGCGCGGCGCGCUGCGCGGGCACGCCGCCCUGCACGAGCCCGGCCGGGGCUGGCCGUGCGACCAGUGCGGGAAACUGUCCCGUACCCAAGCCGGCCAGUAUAUACACGCGCAGACGCAUAAGGGUGAGAAAGUGAAGAAAUUCGUGUGCGCGGAGUGUGGCCGAGCGUUCCGCUGGCGCACGGAAUUCAAACGCCACGUCGCCAGACAUGCGGCGAAUCGUACGCACGCGUGCGAAUGCGGUCGUGCGUUUUCAGUGCGGGCGGAUUUGUUAAGACACGCUCGCACGCACAGGCGCGCUGCGCACCCGUGUCCGCACGCGGGCUGCGGCGCGACGUUCGCGCAGCCGCGCUACCUGCGCGCGCACGAGGCGCGCAAGCACCACGCCGCGCCCGGCAAGGCGCAGGCGCAGCGCAAGUCUGCUUAAACUCGCCGUUUACAGCAACCGUACUCCACCGGGCUUGUUUAAGUGGCCCGCCAGGUGAUCCUGGUCCUGGUAUACCUGGUGCGAACGUAAAGACGGAUUUGGCUUGUAGUACCCGGAGGAGCUACGAGGCAAAACCGUCUUAAUGGCCCUCAUAAAAAAAGGUUGAGUAUGGCUGGUUUAGAGCAUACGUCUACUAAAACUAGAUUACAUUCCUUUCUUAUGUUACCUAAGGUAUAAGUAUAGUAUAACCGUUUCGAUUUAAAUGAUACACGCUAAACUAGAAUUUCUAAUGCCGGAGAGUGACACUCAAUAUUGUUGCGGGGUCGACCCUCUUCUUCAGUCAAUCUCUUCUAGUGGACGUGUGCUCGCCGAUGCAUCAUUUCUAUUAAUAUAAUUAUUUGUGUGCCGCCGACUGAAAGCCGAUCAGUAUAAUCAAUGUACCGAUUUAUAUAGAUUAUAGUCUUCACACAAAUGUCCGAGACUCCAGUUCGAAAGUAUAUGGUAUGGCUAAGGUGUUCUCAAAUAUCUGGACAAAGCCUCUAUUGUCAAGGCGCUAGAGUGCGUGUUCAGAUAUUUUUGAGCACCUCGGUCGGCCCAGUAUCAACAUUGACCAUAGGUAAUAAGAUUCACAAGUAAACAGCGUGAACGAUGCACGAUUAUCUCGCUCUAGACACUUGUAUGAAGACGCCCCACGGAACGUCUCUAAACUCAAAAAUUAAACGUAUUCUUCUAAUUGUGACUUAAUGUUUGUUAGUAGCCAAAGAUAUACAGGAAUAAUUUCCGCUUUGGCAGAAGUAUUUGUUAUGAACGGGAGAUCUAACCCUUUUCCAGGCCGCACCAAACCACAAUUUAUUUUCAAAAAUUCAAAUAUGCUUCAAUUGAUCAAACUUUGAUGAUUCAUUUGGAGACCAGUCACAUCUCCCGAAAGUCUAAUCUGAUUUGAACCUUAAAUCGGAACGCUAAAGUUGAAAUUCUAUUGGCGCGUGUGUGGUCGAUAAAUCGUUCUAUGCCUGGAAAAUGGUUAAUAUUAGUUGCACGGCAUCGCGCAAGGCGUAUGAUUCGUGUUUAGUAAGUAUAAGUAUACAGGAUGCCUCCUACUUUGGGGCUAUAAUAUAAUGGGUCUCAAUAGCAAGACGGCAGACCCACUUUAUUGUUAUUUAAACCAUUUUCUUUGGGUGUAAUAUUUUCGUUAUUUUAUUUGCUUUUUGGAAAUCCUGAGGGAUACUGAAAAGCUGCUGAUUAUGAUUAGUGAUUAAGUUCUGUUGCAAUUGUUUCUCAAAAUUCUAUCUUUGUUAUUAUUUAGUUUAUAAGUAUAUGAAUGUGAUGUGAUUUAGAAUCUGAUUCUGUCAACAUAGAUGUAAGACUGAAUAUUUAAUAAGUGUCUAAUCAUAGGAACGCUUGGUAAGAAUAAAAUACUCCUUUUCGGCA
Messenger RNA from Cydia pomonella (codling moth), 3237 nucleotides. Its product is annotated as zinc finger protein 628-like. The transcript has 6 exons. The record is from RefSeq and is a predicted model, not a curated record. Gene Ontology annotation, cellular component: nucleus. Bases 202 to 1809 code for a protein of 535 amino acids. Lineage: Eukaryota; Metazoa; Arthropoda; Insecta; Lepidoptera; Tortricidae. Gene Ontology annotation, molecular function: zinc ion binding; DNA-binding transcription factor activity, RNA polymerase II-specific; RNA polymerase II cis-regulatory region sequence-specific DNA binding. Gene Ontology annotation, biological process: regulation of DNA-templated transcription.